This is a messenger RNA of Cuscuta europaea, 2228 nucleotides long. Lineage: Eukaryota; Viridiplantae; Streptophyta; Magnoliopsida; Solanales; Convolvulaceae. The record is from the annotation of a GenBank genome assembly.
ACAACAUUGAUUAUUACAGUGGUUCUUUUUCCAUCUUUGUCACAUAUAAGUAUUUUCAAACCAUCGAGAUUAGUAAUACGCGAAAGAGCAACAUACAAUUAAAUAAUUACACAUUACUUGAAUUUAUUAGACUAUCAUAUCAUGAAUAUCAAGUUCCAAAGCACUACAUAUUAAAAAUUACAUGAUAAUUUAUGUUCAUAACUCUAACACCCAUUUUAGAAAAUAUUUUUAACACAUUGCAUACCCAAUAAAUCAAGUGGAAAUUACCCGGACAGACCAUUUUUAUGUAUCCCAUAUCAUUUAUGUGUCCUCCUAUUUUGUCUUUUCAUUUAUAACUUUUCUAUUUUCAAUUUUGAUUUUUUAUUUCACCGGUUACGUCAAAUUCCUCCAUCUAAACCUCUCCGACUCCUGGCUUCUGUCUCCCACAAACCCCGACCUCUUCUGACCUCCGCCUCCCCUAAUGAUCUUCCAAAGUCUUCUCGUUGGAGUAGACCACACAACAUUUGAAGAAAGGGGGUCAUAUCUGAGCUUCAACAGGUUGCGAUCGGAGCUCUAAAUUCACAAGUCGCGAAACACUUUCCAGGAUCGAUCAAUCCCUCCUCAGAACGAUCAUUCGGAACUAAAUCAGAGGAGCGAUAGGCGGAAUUCAUGGCUUUAAUCGCCCACUCUAGGUGAUUCUGGAAUCCAUGGGAGGUGGAGGGAGUUUGUCGGUAAUCUUAGGGGAUGGAAUCCAUAGGCGUUGCCUUCUUCGACUGGCACCUGAAUGAUUGCAACAACAGAAGUCGUGUGUGCAGAAUUUUCUGAGGAAUGUUUUUCAAGCUAAGGUAAAGUUGUAUCAACAAAAAGUAUGUAUGAACAGGGUAUUGGCAGCAGUCCGGCUUCCACAAUCAAAAUUGAAAGUAAAAAUACUUGUAAGACGUGUGUGGAAGACGUGUGUGGCUUGCAAGGGAAGUGGAAGGCUAGGUGUUUAUCUAUUAAUCUUUUGUUCAUUUUCCUACCAAAUGAUUCUUUUGACAAUGAUAACUAUAUCGUUGAUUUAUUUUUUGAGAAUGAAAUAGGGGAUUUGAAGGCCGUGAGCAUAUCAAUUUUGAGGAUUGAAGGUGUGAUUGAACACAUAAUAUUUAUGGAUAUGGCCAUCACCGUAAUUGUGGCUGAAAAGCUAGGUGUCACCAUCACAAACAAAUAGGAAAGCUAAUAGAUGGGCAGGCAGCAUUCUCAAUUGCAGACACAUAAUAAAAAAGUACAUCAAGAUGUAAGGAUGAGAAAGUUUGACAAGGAAAAUGAAGAUAGAGGAGACAAACUUGAUAAGUUGUGCUAAGGUGCAACAUAAAAGGAAUAAGAAGUGAGGAGAAUCAAAAGCAAUAGAUGUCAUCGAUAAAUGUAAUAAAUUGUAACAAUAGAUUGAAUUAUACAUAUUUUGUGAUGAUUUUUAUAUGCAGUUUUUGUUUCUCUUUGUUGCAUCAAAUGUGUUACUUUCUGUUGCAUCUUGUUACAUCAUGUUGCAUUUUGUUGUAUUUCGUUGCUUAUUGUUCUCUAUUAAUGAUUUUCAUUUUUGAUUUCUAUAUGACAUUGCAGAUGAAUACUACUUGAAUCCUUCUCUUGCUUAAUAGAUUACCUAUCAGCUAUCCUGGCAAUUUCUAAAUAAACAAAUCGAAUAUUGAUAUUCUAAUAGAAUUGAUGCACAACAUUUUUUCUAUAAGGUCUGCUCAUGCUAGUGUAUUAGUAGUGUUGGGAUAUUGACCUAGAGGCCCAAUACCCAGAUCGGGAAGGCCCAAGAUAUCCGGCCCAAGCAACAGGCCCAUCACUCUAUGAUGAAUAGAUCCAGUAAGAAGACAUACCGAACGAGGUUCGGGCUAUAUAUCAUACUUGGGCCAAUUUGACAGCAUCUUCAGUGCAGCCCAACAUCCCGUUCGAGCAACGGCCAACCAGCAAGUGGCCAGGUGCAAUUAAUGCCAGACUAUGACAUCAGCAAGUGGAAGCAUGGAUGACCAAGUCGGUGGAACAACGGCCAAUCAGCAAGAGGCAUCCCAUGCUCUCCAUUAGUAUAAAUAGAAGGUUUCAAGUCAUUGUAAGGGUUAGCAUUUCAAUACUCAAGCUCUAGAAUAGCAUCAUUUGCCCUUACUUCUUGUAUUAAAGCAUAGUUUCCGACAUACCGAUCGGGAAUUUCCUUGUAAUCAGAUUGAUUAAUUAAUGCAAGUGAGCUUUCGAGUUUUAGUUAGUUCAGAUCU